AUGUCUUUCAUGAUUUGUGUUUCAAUCUUUGUGGCCCUUUGUAUGCUUGGUGGCUUUCACUUCUACUUGAUCCUCACCAACCAAACCACCAUCGAGUUCCAGCUGAACAUGGUUCGGAGACGUCAGUGUCGGAAGAACGGCGAGUUCUUCCGAAACCCGUAUGACAUCGGUCGCAGUCGCAACUGCCAAGAAGUCUUUGGUCCAAAUAGCCUGUGGAGCCUCAAAUGGAUGUUCCCAUACUUGGCAGCGCCACCCAUGGGAGAUGGACUAUCGUAUGCCUCCAGUAUGCCUGGCUUGGAGCUUUGA
Durusdinium trenchii is the source of this 306-nucleotide messenger RNA. Lineage: Eukaryota; Dinophyceae; Suessiales; Symbiodiniaceae. The record is from the annotation of a GenBank genome assembly.